Molecule: messenger RNA, 612 nt
Organism: Olea europaea var. sylvestris
Lineage: Eukaryota; Viridiplantae; Streptophyta; Magnoliopsida; Lamiales; Oleaceae
Product: neutral ceramidase 2-like
Exons: 2
Biological process (GO): sphingosine biosynthetic process; long-chain fatty acid biosynthetic process; ceramide catabolic process
Cellular component (GO): extracellular region
Molecular function (GO): N-acylsphingosine amidohydrolase activity
Source: RefSeq, a predicted model, not a curated record
UUUUUGUUGUUAUUCAUGAACAUUAAUUCAACUUGCCUUUGUGUAACAGAAUUCACUACGAUGGCUGGAAGACGGCUGCGAGAUGCUGUGAGAACAGUGCUCACAAGUGGAGGUAGCAAAGAAUUUGAUGAAAAUGUUCAUGUAGUGAUAGCUGGGUUGACAAAUACAUACUCGCAAUAUAUAACAACCUUUGAGGAGUACCAGAUACAGAGAUAUGAGGGUGCUUCGACACUCUAUGGCCCACAUACUCUCUCUGCCUACAUUCAAGAGUUCAAGAAGCUUGCAGCAGCCCUUAUCAGUGGACUGUCUGUGCAAUCUGGUCCACAACCCCCAGACCUUUUAGACAAGCAAAUAAGCUUGCUAACACCAGUCGUGAUGGAUGCAACUCCUCUGGGUGUAAAGUUUGGUGAUGUCAGCAAAGAUGUACCCAAGAAUUCCACCUUUACUCGAGGUGAAAAUGUGACAGUUGUUUUCUGGUCAGCAUGCCCCAGAAAUGACCUGAUGACUGAAGGUACAUUCGCGUUGGUUGAGAUCCUUCAAGGGGAGGAUCGUUGGGUUCCAGCUUACGAUGACGAUGAUUUCUGCCUCCGCUUUAUAUGGUCAAGACCUUCU